GUAUCUUAGCCUUUUCUCAUAUUUUGCCGUCACUUUUCCAACCGGCCAAACAGACCAACCAAGGUACAAAGCUCUCUGGCGAACAAACAACAACUUUGACUUUAUUUUUCUCUCUUUUUAUAUAUCCACUCCAAUCAUCACAACAUCUGAUAUUCUCCGGCAUCAAUGUCAGACUUACCGAUCUUUUAAUUUGGAUGAAUGAACGAGUUUGAUUUUGGAUCAGAGGACGCGGCUUUUUGCGGCGGUGUGUGGCGGUGAGAUCGACGGAGAUCGGUUGUGAAUUAAGGAAUUUACAGCCGUGUGCGGCGGAACAGAGGUGGCGGAAAUUGAAAGCGUGUAGAGAGUGAAUUACAGACUCGGUUCUCUGUUUUGAAGCAAUACGGAUAGAGCAGUUGUUUUUUUGUUCAGUGUUCACUAAUCAAAUAGACAGGUUCCUGAAUUGUCACACUUGCCAGAAUAGUGGAUGAAUGCUUCGCAGCUGCUAAGAGUUCUUCAAAGUCUCCCAACCCAUGUAAACCAUGAAGCCUGCAACAGCGCUAAUGACACAGCUGGACCGAAGGCAACCAUGAAGGAAAAUCAUAAUGUAAUCUUGUGUGAUCAAAAGGACUGUGAGAGGGAUGAAGAUCUAUUAGCAUCUGACACAGCUGGAUCGAAGACAACCAUGAAGGAAAACCAGAAUGGGACUUUGUGUGAUUUAAAGGAUUGUGAGAGGGAUGCUGAUCUAUUAGCAUCCGAGAUGAAUGAUAAAGAUGAAUUUUGGAACAGUCCAGAUAUUGACUCUUCUAUGGUUGUGGGUGAUCAUACCAAAGUUGAUAAAGAUGAUGUCAAAGAUUCUGUCACACCAUGUACAAUUCCUUCUGGCAAAAUAGAAUUGUUAGAGGAGACGUAUUUUUACACCGACAAAAAUGUUAUGGAGUGUGAACUGCCGGAGUUGAUAGUUUGUUACAAAGAGAGUACAUAUCAUGUUGUAAAGGACAUUUGCAUUGAUGAGGGAGUGCCUUCUGAGAAGAGGAUUUUGAUUGAAAGCAGUAAGGAUGAUCGCAUGGUUGGCUCUAUCUUUUUACCUUCCAAUGUAGAGGAAAAUGGUGAUAUUAUCAAAGAAAGAGUUGACACUGAAUUGCAGAUUCCUGAUGGGUUUAAAUCUUCAUCUGAAAAAGAUUGUGACGAGAAUACUGCUAAUGAUUCUAGGACCAAAGAAAAAGUGGAUAAUGAAUUGCACAUUCCAGAUGGGUUGAAAUCUGAGUCAGAAAGCAAGGAUGAUAACAAAUAUCCAACUAGGAAUUCAACACAUACAGGUGAAACAAAUUGUUGUACCACUGACUCAAGAGAGAAGUAUGUGGCCGAUGGCAUGCUUUUGGUGCAAGAGUUCAGUAAUCAGAAGUCCCUAGAAUCUCUCUCCAAGUCAUCCGAUCACCAUGGCGAUGAAGUUGAACAACUGACUUGUCAGAUUCCAUGCGCAGAAGUGACUUCUGGAAGCCCUGCUGCGGUAUCUGCUGCUGAAGAACCAAACAGUAGCAAGGCAGAGACCGCCGCCACUUCUGAUUUCAAUUCUUCUACAACCGCAGCUAGCAGCAGAGAUAAGAUCCCUGAAAAUGAAGAUCAUCGACAACCCUGCGAGUCACAAAAUGUGCCUAAUCAUGAGGAUGGGUUUUCUGACAGUCUUUUGGUUGUUAACCAAUUUCAAUAUGCUGAUGGAGAGUCGAGUUUCUCUGCAGCAGUUCCUUUAUCAGGUCUUUUAACUUACUCGGGGCAUAUAGCGUAUUCUGGCAACAUCUCUCUUCGAUCAGAUAGCAGUACAACCAGUACCCGAUCCUUUGCCUUCCCCGUAUUACAAUCUGAAUGGAAUAGCAGCCCAGUAAGAAUGGCAAAAGCCGAUCGGAGACAAUUACGAAAGCAUAGGGGUUGGAGGCAAGGCCUUCUAUGUUGUAGAUUCUAAAUGCUUCUAAUUUAUUCUUAGGCUCUUAGCUCAAAUAUAUACAUCACAGAAAUUUUACACAAUGGUCCGACUAUGAUCCAUAUACAUCUUGAUCUUUUUCUCAGGCUUAGUUUGUCAUGUUCAGUAGGUUGUUCACUACAUUAUGGUUUGAGUUAUGGUUUUGUAUUAUAAGGGUUGAGAUGUAAAUGAUGCAUUAUAUUCUGUUUUAAUCUUCAUCUAUUUUACCCAGUUGUUCCGAAAUUA
Messenger RNA from Cornus florida, 2179 nucleotides. RefSeq lists its product as uncharacterized. The transcript has 7 exons. The record is from RefSeq and is a predicted model, not a curated record. Gene Ontology annotation, biological process: regulation of asymmetric cell division. Bases 464 to 1936 code for a protein of 490 amino acids. Lineage: Eukaryota; Viridiplantae; Streptophyta; Magnoliopsida; Cornales; Cornaceae.